AUGAAGUUUGUCUCUCUCGCCAGCCACAAAAUGGUUCCAUCCAAGUUCGAAGAUUGCUUUAAGAAAGACGGAAAGCAGGCUAAACAGUUAGCCAUAGAGUAUACAGCAGAAAAGGCUCUCUCCAUCAUCGCAGACGGCAGGAAAGAGCACGACACAAGCGCUCCACGGCCCACAAAAAUUGUUUCUGCAUUGGGUUCAGAAGAGGAAGUUUAUUCAGUUGGUGCUGACUGUGGCAUGUUUGCUGCCGUUUUCACUGCCUAUUCUCAUCACUAUAGGCUUAGGACAUCGCCAGAUGAUUGGUGGUUCUGUGUUAUCAAGAGGCUUGCCUGUGCUAUUGAUCAAAACUCGUCGAAAGACUCAGUGCGCAACUUGUUUGUCGAUCAUGAAGGAAAGAAAACAAUCGAAGUAACGGUUCCGGAUCCCACCAUCUACACCGUGGAUUACAACUUUCUGUUCGAUCAAAUAGCAAAACAAUUAAAAGAAAACUUAAAAGUGCCCGAGUUUGUUGAUGGAGUCACCGCAGAUUUUGGAACCACCUCAGCUGUACAGAAGAUCGUCUCGCAGAUUACGCUGAUGUAUUCUGUGAACCAAUAUUUCGACUGUGGAAUAAUGACCUCUUGUGGAAUACCAGCGGUGGAGAUGCUUGGCAGUGAAGAAGACUGGAUGAAAUUGAGUUCUAAGCUGAAAGUUUUAAGAACACUCUUAGAACCUAUAGAGAAUGAUCUUGGCCUUGAACCAAAAUGGUGGGAUCUGGUUCAGAAAGUGUUCUGGAAUCUGCAAACCACCUAUCAGGGACACCCAGAUGAAGAUUGGUGGAGUCAUAUUAUGAGCUAUAAAGAAGCUCAUCAGUCGGGUAUGUAUUGUUCAAUCAAUUUAUACGACUGCAAUACAAAAGGCAAAAAAAAAACUACCGAAGGUGUUAAAAGUAUCAAAACCACAUGAAAAGCUUACAUAAUGCUAAGGAAGCAAGAAUUUACGCUGGCCACGAAACUGGUAGAAAAGUCUUCAGAGAAUUGUCCGUAGACUUGCCAAACGCUGAUGCGCCUGUAAACGGCUUGUUUUACACAAAAAGGAUUGACCGUUUUCAUUUUAUUGUAGUCUUUUUAUCCACAAACGAUAUAUACUAUUGGUUCAACUAGGGAUUGACAGGUGUUUACCAAAACAUAUCACAGCUCAGUAAGCUGAUCACAAGCAGCAGUUUCUAGAACGUCGAAAAAGUUCUUUAAUGGAAAUUCAUCAUUAUUUUGGAACAACAUUCUUUGUGAAGAGUUCGUAUAAUCAUAGUCAGCGCGAGAAGGCUAUCCAAAGCUCUUUUAUUUGAGGUUGUAAGUCAGGUUUAAUGAAGUCUGUCCUAGUUUACAGUCAACUCUUGCCUUGCAUACACCCCGCUACAACGGACCGUCCCGAUAAUAGGGACAGCAGCGAAAUCACCGGCAAAAACAAAUUUCAGACUUUUGGCCUCAAUAAACUCUCAUUAUUACGGACUCUCGCUUAUGAGGACACUAACUUGAGGUCCCCACAGUGUCCGCAAUAUGAGGGAGUUGACUGUACUUCGUCUGAUCUAGGUAGUACAUAUUCACAAAAUUAAGCAAACAAAAAUAAUUUACCGAUUUUGUUUUGUUUCUCAGGAACUCCCGCUGGCGGUAUCAAAGGAUGGAUCACAGAUUUCUUGGAGGGACCACGAUAUGCAAGGGCACUGUGGGGGCCUGGUGACUUUACAAGUGGCGUAGUGGCCGUUCCUUUCACUAUCAAGGACCGGCCUUCUGGUGUCCAGGAUACCGCGGCAUUGGUGGCAGGAAUGCUGGGCUUCACUGUUCAUAGGAUACCCAGCUGUGAUGAGGUGUCUGUACAACCAUUCCAAGGAUGGUCUCUUAUGUUGUCCGAUGAUUCGCCUUUUUGCAAAUUCUGAACAAACCACUGACAUUGGCUUUAUAAAUUAGUUUAGAAAUAAUACGUAACUGCAAGGAAAGUUAAAAUUGUUUCAGUACUGUAAAAUAACGCAUUUAGAAUUUUUUUCAUUCAAAUGUGGGCUCGAUAUUUUUUUUAAAAACGUAGCUAGUGAAAAUUGCAGCCAUUUAAGUGAAAGCCGCGCAGGCCAAAAUGCAGGUUUCUUGAGCGCGAAAAAAGCCCCAAAAUCACACUACACAGAAAAAAAAGGAAAAGAAAAUAGAAAGAAAGCAAAGAGAAAUGAAGGUGAAAAACGUAAUAGUCCCUGUCUUGGUUUUUUUGUUUUCUGUUGUUGUUUUUGCUUUGUUUUUUGUUUUGUUUUUGUUUUUCUUCAUUGCCUAUACUUUGGAGAUGGUUUUCACAACAGUUGGCCAACAAUGAUUCGCACUUUUUUGGUGGAAAAGUCAGACUGGAAUUCCUAAAAUUCGGCCUCUCAAAAUCAGUAGUCAUUUCACCAAACUGAGGCCAAAUCACGAGAUUAUUUUAAUCUGAAAAGCCCGACAGGAUAGGAAAUAUCGAGUGAUGAGAAGGGAAAAAGGAAAAGAGAGAAAGAGGAAAACAAAAAAUCAGUGUUGCACUCUUUGUUUUUAUAUUGUCUAAUUGGAGGAUAGUGUUUCAACGAAAAAAUCUGCUUGAGCGAAAAAAUUCAGCUGAGAAUGCAUGCGUAAUUUUAACUACUUGCAGGCAUCUCCUCUUUCCUUUGAAUUGAAAGUUUUGUGGCACAUGCUGUUUAUGACAAAUAUACUCAGGUUAAGUAAUAUUAAUAUAUACAACAAUUACUUAAUAGCGGCUAGAGCAGUCAAGAAGUAGGGAGAAACACUCGACUACAUUGCGAGUUUGCCCGUAAAAAUCUUUCAUGUUCUAGCCGUUUGCCGCGUGCUUUACAACUUAGUCAACAAACAGAACAGAGAACAGACAGUCAAGGUUUCUUUACUUGUCAAACUUUUCGUAUUACUCAUUACUUUCCGAAUUAACGGGUCAUUAAAGUUAGUAAUUAUCGCGAGAGCUUUUCAUAACAGAGAUUAAGUCACAGUUCAACUGGGGUAUCACAAUGCUGGUCGUAAAUACAGCUGGUCGCUUACUAAAAAGUGAAUUCGCACUGUUUCAAACUUCAUCGAUCUUAUUAUUCAAUUUCAUUUAAUUUGUCAAAUGUUGGAGAAAUUUUCCGGUCUUGAAUUCGAAAAGAACAUAUCUAAAUUUAGAAAAAGAAAAAGAGAAUUUUUGUGUUUUGUUCACCUACUUCAUUAAGCGGGCGCGUGAGGUUAGGAAGUUUCAUGUCACAGUCGUGCAAAGACGGCUACGAAAUGUACAAAAAAGUGUGAUGGACGUGCAAAACAACCUCUUGUUUUUUUUGCCUUUUUUGUAGCCGUCGCAGUCGUUGUUGCUAAAGCUCCCUAUUGUUCUUGAUCCAGAUAUUUUACGACCAAGGUAACGUCGGUAACGUGACGUCAGCCUUUGCAAAAAGCGCACUAUCUUAUGGUAUCAUUAAGAUCCGAUAUUCAAAUUACAGGGGCACCCAACGACAAUUUUCGGAAAAUAUCUGUUCGGAAGACGAUUUGAGAUCUAGAAUUUUCGGAACAUUUUUUUCCAAAAUUUCUUGCUUGUCUGCCUCUCCUAGGAUUUUCGAACAUCUAAAAAGGUCACCUACAAUUUUCGGGAGCCUUUUUUCUGGCUGAAAUUUUCGAAAAGGUAAGUUUUGAUCCCUAUAAUUUUCGAAUCACUAGACUUUCAGCUAGGAAAUCCGAACAGAUGAAAAAUUUUUAGGGGAUAAAAAUAUGCCUGUACCUACCGUUUUAAUAUUAAAAUACGUUUAACAAUGCUAUGUUCAAGUGGUUUUGAACUAUAUUCUCGUUGGGUGCCCCUGAAACUAAAGUUACGGUAUAAUUUUCUUUGUUUUUUCUUUAUGAAUUAUGAAUACUUGUGCAUCCUUAUGCAGUCUAUUACAGUUUUAAUUAAAAACAGCUGACUCUGAGUGUUUUUAAUAGCACCUCCCUUUUUUCUCUUCGGUAUCACUGACGUGAAUGUUUUGAGAAGUUUUCUCAUUGUCCGUGGACAGUUUCUUCUCGAGCAUUUUUUCAGCUAGGUUGUAUAAGACUUCCUUGAUGUUGAUAUUCUCUUCGGCACUUACUUCAAAGAACUGGGCACCGUGCUCUUUGGUCAACUAAAGCAGAAAAGGAAGCAAAGAAAAAAACAGCUAUUAAAACUUUUCUCCACAUUUUCAUUACUAUAUAUUGUGGUAAGUUAUUUAGGUUUCUACGAAUGGCAUCAGCUUAUUAUCCCAACAUCACAACUGACAUGGGCACCCACAGGUAAGUACAAUAAGGGUUAACAAAGACAUGGCAAUUUCCAGGCCCCAGUUGCUUUAAAAUUUGGAUAUAGCGCUAUCCAGUGGAUAAGUAUUAAAGGGAAACCAAUUGCGUUAUCCACUGGUUAGAGAUUUAGCCGGUGGAUAGCGUUACCCACCUUUUGAACAACUGGGACCAGGACUGGAAAAAGAAACAAGGGGAAUGUGCCUGAGAUUCAAAAAAUGCAGCCAAGAAGUAAAUGUGUUGAAACAACUUGAUUGCUGGUCCUGUUCUCAACAAGGGCAAACAAUGAUUAUGAUGAUGAUGAUGGUAUUUACCUGUAACCAGGUUUCACUCUACCCUUUUUUCCUCCAGAAAGCCCAAGAUUAGCAUUUAGGGGACCACAGAUUUGUUGCAUCUGAUUUGGUGGACUUACUGUGAAGUGUCUUACACUUCAGUGAACUCACCUGCUCCCCGUUUUCCUUGCUGACAAUUCUUCUAUCUUCCAUAUGACAUUUGCUACCAAGGAUCAUCUUUUCUACAUCUUCAUUUGCAUGCUAAAAUAGAGUGGGGAAAAAGAAUUAACCCUUUGAGUCCCAAUAGUGACCAACAUUAAUUUUCUCCUAACAAUAUCCAUAAGUUGCCAAGAGAAAAGGUUAUGAGAGUUAAUAAAACUGUCACUAAAGAGAAAAUGCUUUGAUCUGUUAUCAAACUCUCCCAACUAAUUCUUUAAGGAAAUGUAUAGAGAUCAGUUUGGAGAAUUUGUAAGUGGAUAUCGGGGCUUAAAGGGUUAAAGGGUGAUCCUGAAGACUUUCUCUGUCCCAUAAAAACAAUUGUGUGCUUGAAAGAAUAAAUAAACUUUGCAACACUUAGGUUUUAUUACGUUCGACGUUAGGACAACGCAACUCCCUAUGUGGUACUUGGGUAUCCUGUGGUACUAAGGGGUGACCUUGUGAUGUCGUACGUACGGAGGUAUUUGAGUUCGGCGAGGGAAUAAAAUUUGCAGCUGUUUUCGAACUGGGUUUUAUCGCUGAGCUGGCGAUUCUGUCCGUCCUUCCUCUGUGUCACUUCAUGCUUUUCGAAGCGGCAUGUUGAAAUUUUUACAAAAUAAAGCUUUCUAGGAUCUACCUCUCAUCUAUCAGGAUCUGAUAAUUGACCAUACUCGAAGGUGGAUAAAGACAUUUCUCACAUGAUUUUGAAAUAUACAGUUUGAAAGUAAAGAUAAGAAAACUAGUCAGGGGCACCCAACGGCAAUUUUCGGGAAAAUAUCUGUUCGGAAGACGAUUUGAGAACUAGAAUUUUCGGAACAUUUGUUGUAACAUUUCUUGCUUGCCUGCCUCUCCUAGGAUUUUCGAACAUCUACAAAAUGGUAUAAUUACCCAUCUUAAACGAAUAUUUACCCUAAAAAAGGCCACCUAGAAUUUUCGGGAGCCUUUUCCUGGCUGAAAUUUUCGAAAAGGUAAGUUUUGAUCCCUAUAAUUUUCGAUCACUAGACUUUCAGCUAGGAAAUCCGAACAGAUGAAAUGUUUUUAGGGGAUAAAAAUAUGCCUAUAUCUACCGUUUAAAUACUAAAAUACGUUCAAGAAUGCUAUGUUAAGUGGUUUUGAACUAUAUCCUCGUUGGGUGCCCCUGACUAGUGAGGUUGUUAUCACCAGAGAGAUAUUCAUAGUGAUUGCAAGCUGAGAUUCUAUAAUGUCCCAGCGUCUACAAGCGAAAAUUGUACUGCAAGCAAAGCUCCGGGUUACACUCUAUUUUAGAAAGAUCUUCAAAUGCAACCAAACGUCAAGAGCGCCCACAGGACCGGAGCAACUCUGAAAGACGAUGGCUCUCACAGAGACCAGUUUUGGUCAAGUCUUAUAUUUUGUACUUCUGGAGCUGAGAGUUAUCAAGAAGAACACUGGAGACCUAUGUGGCAGUGUGCGUGUUUCGGUUGAGACGAUCUAAUUUAUAUGACAAGACCGUCAAAAGAAGAAAGAAUUGAGAUCUGUUGUAAAAGAAGUAUUUUGAAACUGGAAGAAGACCUAGAUUUCAUCAGUGAUGGCAAGCUACCAAACAUUGACGGUGAGCUAUAUCAAGCUUGAGAUGUUUGUGCAAUAUUGUUAAGUCCUUUGUUAUAAAAUCGUCUAUUGUAGCCUUUAUUAUUGAUUUAACUUAACUCAUUUAUGUAGCCGUAUGCACAUAGUACAUGAGUCUUCCGACUCACAUUUUUAAACGAGUUUACAAUUACUAAAGAUGAUCAUGGGAUUGUUUAUAGUCGAUUGACAAAAUUCAGGUGGUACGAAAAGAUAAAAUGCUUAGAAAAACAAGCAUUAUUGAUAACUUUCCCCCAUUUUCGCGAAAAAAACGAUUAAUUUUUCCUGUAGAUUCGACUGAGAUCAUUGUUUGCAAAUUGCUCCGCGGAAGUGUCUUAGAGUUUAGUUAUAUUAUUUCUCUCGUAUGUUGGGAAUAGGAAAAUGAAAUUUGUGGUAUUUCUUGUACUACUUAUACAAUGGAAUAAAACAAAAAAAUGAAACGAGAAUGAAAACUCUUAUGCAUUGCCAAGGUUAUGAGAGCCUUAACUGUACCUCUUCUAUGUUCCGUAGCCACUUUGAAAUGUUUUCAAACGUCUUCUCCUGGGUUAUAUCGUAUAUAAGUAUAAUGCCCUGCAAAAUUCAAAAACAUGUUUUUAAAUGAUGACUGAUGCUGAAUUGAAAGGGUAUUAAAUUAAUAUGUUUUAAGUAAGUUACGGUGAGACUGAUGUUCUUUGUAUUCUAACUUCUGAGUUUUGAAUGAUCCUAUAAAGUAAUGUGUUUCUUCGAGCAAAAGAAACUGAAUAUCUCACAAAGUAAAUAAUUCCACUAACCAUCGCUCCUCUAUAAUAUUCCGUUGUUAUUUCAUCGAAGCGUUCUCGGCCAGCUGUAUCCCUACAACAACAAUAACACUGCCUUCUUAACACGGGGCAAAGAAGGUUUUCAGAAAAAAAAACUGGACUGAAACAUAGGCAGCAAGAAGGACGCUUCGGUGGUGGUGCAUGUACUAAUUGUCACCAAAGGAUGUAAUAAGGCUUCCCCGAGGGAAGACGUCGCCUGCAAAUCUGAAUUAUUGUUUAUCAAUGUAUGAACUACGAAUUACAGGAAAAUAACUAUCGGAGUAUUUUACCGGCAGCCCAGUAGUAACCUAAACGUUUUGAAAGAACUCCAAAAUUCCUCUCAGUAACAUCACCACAGACAUGAUAUUAAUCAGAGAUUUUAAUUUAAGUGAAUUUGACUGGGCCAGCCGAAUCGAUCACUAACUGGUGCUCGGAGCAACAUACACUACUCUUGCACAUAUAUAAUUCAGGACAACUUCUUAGUAGACGAACCUACGAGGGAUCAAAACAUACUGGACCUUGUUUUAACUACUAACGUUGACUUGUUGAUGGACAAUGUUGUGGUAGGUGAACCCUUUUCUGAUCACAAUUCCAUGUAUCACCUUCACCCUAAAGAGUGCGCCUUACAUGUCUGAAAAAAAAGGUGGGAAGAGGCAAUUUUGAGGGGUUUUCGAGCCUGUAAGAGUGUUUUAUCGGGCUUCUGAUGAAAGAUCGUAGUUAAACAAACCGUUUCCCAGCUUUUAGGAGUGCGGUUUUGAACGUGUUUGAAGAAUUCGCUCGAAACGGAUAAAAUACACCAGAAAUUGUGGCAUCUUUCGAAGGAUAACAUAACUUUAAACAAGACUCACGUCUGAAAACAGUUAACGGAAGCAACGAGCUCGAGAGGGACGUUUUGUUAUACUACUACAUGAGAAAUGUCUGCAAUUUGAUUGGCUUAGAGCAAUGAUAUUUCCGCUUAAUUUGAAAUACCUACAUGUGAAAAUUACAAAUCUUUUGUGGGUAGUUUUUCGAACUCCCGAUAACUCGAACUUUUUUCGAUUUCCCUUGAAGGUUCGAGUUAUCGGCAGUCCACCGUAACCACAUUACAACAUGACAAGAGCGCAUUGCGUCACUGUGAAACCUCAACGCCAAACUGACCAAACCACAUAAGAACGUUAACGUUGUGGCUUCCCAUACACAUGAUGACAAGGCAGAAUGAUAGUUAGUCAAGCGAGUCGUCGAUAUCGUUGUACGCCGACACAUAGCACCGCUCUCGGUGGUUAAAGAUUGCCGAUUGAAAUCAGUUCUCAAGCAAAAACAAUGGGAAAUUCUAACAACAAACCGACCGCAAUAGAUGAUGAAAAAAUUGAAAAAUCUAAGGUCAACGAAACUGUCGUUCGAUACAGUACGACCGCCGAUGGAUUGAACAUGAAGUUUGUCUCUCUCGCCAGCCACAAAAUGGUUCCAUCCAAGUUCGAAGAUUGCUUUAAGAAAGACGGAAAGCAGGCUAAACAGUUAGCCAUAGAGUAUACAGCAGAAAAGGCUCUCUCCAUCAUCGCAGACGGCAGGAAAGAGCACGACACAAGCGCUCCACGGCCCACAAAAAUUGUUUCUGCAUUGGGUUCAGAAGAGGAAGUUUAUUCAGUUGGUGCUGACUGUGGCAUGUUUGCUGCCGUUUUCACUGCCUAUUCUCAUCACUAUAGGCUUAGGACAUCGCCAGAUGAUUGGUGGUUCUGUGUUAUCAAGAGGGUUGCCUGUGCUAUUGAUCAAAACUCUUCGAAAGCCUCAGUGCGCAACUUGUUUGUCGAUCAUGAAGGAAAGAAAACAAUCGAAGUAGAGGUUGACGAUCCCACCAUCUACACCGUGGAUUACAACUUUCUGUUCGAUCAAAUAGCAAAACAGUUAAAAGAAAACUUAAAAGUGCCCGAGUUUGUUGAUGGAGUCACCGCAGAUUUUGGAACCACCUCAGCUGUACAGAAGAUCGUUUCGCAGAUUACGCUGAUGUAUUCUGUUAACCAAUAUUUCGACUUUGGAAUGAUGACCAUGUGUGGAAUACCAGCGGUGGAGAUGCUUGGCAGUGAAGAAGACUGGAUGAAAUUGAGUUCUAAGCUGAAAGUUUUAAGAACACUCUUAGAACCUAUAGAGAAUGAUCUUGGCCUUGAACCAAAAUGGUGGGAUCUGGUUCAGAAAGUGUUCUGGAAUCUGCAAACCACCUAUCAGGGACACCCAGAUGAAGAUUGGUGGAGUCAUAUUAUGAGCUAUAAAGAAGCUCAUCAGUCGGGUAUGUACAUUGUUUAAUCAAUUUAUACGAUUGUAAUACAAAAAAGAAAAAAAAAAACUACCGAAGGUGUUAAAAGUAUCACAACCACAUGAAAAGCUUAGAUAAUGCUAAGGAAGCAAGAAUUUAUGCUAGCUACGAAACUGGUAGAAAAUUGUCCGUAGACUUGCCAAACGCUGAUGGGCUUGUAAACGGCUUGUUUUACACAAAAAGGAUUGACCGUUUUCAUUUUAUUGUAGUCUUUUUAUCCACAAACGAUAUAUACUGCUGGUUCAACUAGGGAUUAACAGGUGUUUACCAAAACAUAUCACAGCUCAGUAAGCUGAUCACAAGCAGCAGUUUCUAGAACGUCGAAAAGGUUCUUUAAUGGAAAUUCAUCAUUAUCUUGGAAGAACGUUCUUUAUGAAGAGUUCGUAUAAUCAUAGUCAGCGCGAGAAGGCUAUCCAAAGCUCUUUUAUUUGAGAUUGUAAGUCAGGUUUAAUGAAGUCUGUCCUAGUUUACAGUCAACUCUUGCCUUGCAUACACCCCGCUACAAUGGACCGUCCCGAUAAUAGGGACAGCGGCUAAAUCCCGGUAAAAACAAAUUUUAGACUUUUGGUUUAAAUAAACUCUCAUUAUUACGGACUCUCGCUUAGAGCGGUUUUCACUUAACUGUCGAAAGUAAUUGAGGAAUUGGUUUGGUUUUGGUUUUACUACGCCCUUUGGUUGGCUAGUGUAUUUACUUUGGUUUUGAUUUUACGACAGUCAAGUGAAAACCGCUCUAUGAGGACACUAAUUUGAGGUCCCCGCAGUGUCCGCAAUAUGAGGGAGUUGACUGUACUUCGUCUGAUUUAGGGAGUACAUAUUCACGAAAUUAAGCAAACAAAAAUAAUUUACCGAUUUUGUUUGUUUCUCAGGAACUCCCGCUGGCGGUAUCAAAGGAUGGAUCACAGAUUUCUUAGAGGGACCGCGAUAUGCAAGGGCACUGUGGGGGCCUGGUGACUUUACAAGUGGCGUAGUGGCCGUUCCUUUCAAUAUCAAGAACCAGCCUUCUGGUGUCCAGGAUACUGCGGCAUUGGUGGCAGGAAUGCUGGGCUUCACUGUUCAUAGGAUACCCAACUGUGAUGAGGUGUCUGUACAACCAUUCCAAGGAUGGUCUCUUAUGUUUUCCGAUGAUUCGCCUUUUUGCAAAUUCUGA
Molecule: messenger RNA, 10514 nt
Organism: Porites evermanni
Lineage: Eukaryota; Metazoa; Cnidaria; Anthozoa; Scleractinia; Poritidae
Source: the annotation of a GenBank genome assembly